AUGUUGCACUUGCUCUCAUUAGACGCUCUCUUCGUCAGCCGCAGUUCGAAUGACGCGCCAGAGCUCGGUAUCAUCGGUGAACAUGGCAAUAUCGAAAUCCAGUUGGCUUACGCAACCGUUGAUGUAGACAAUGGACAAAAUGGGGCCGUGAACGGAGUCUUGGGUGACAUCACGCUCAACUGCAACCUUUGCCGACUGCUUGUCGCUGAUAUGGACAAUUCGCGCGCGGCUGAUUAA
Dibothriocephalus latus is the source of this 237-nucleotide messenger RNA. Lineage: Eukaryota; Metazoa; Platyhelminthes; Cestoda; Diphyllobothriidea; Diphyllobothriidae. The record is from the annotation of a GenBank genome assembly.